AUGGCACGAGGAGCGAUGCCGCCGACUCCCAGCAGCGGCACUAUGAGCAACAGUGAAACCCGUGCGGUCGGGGCGGUCUGCUCCUUUACCAGCUGCAAAUUGCCGUCCUUUGCUGGAGCCCCACUAUGCCAGGAACACCUGCAGAGCAUAGGGGUGAAGCCCAAGAAGCCCACCAGCAGCCUGCGCAUCAGCGGCCCAGAUGCGCCGACUCCGGGGCCUCCGUCGCCGUCGGCGUCCAAGAUAGGAGCACAGUCGCGAUUGCCUUUUUUGCGGAGAAAAACCGCCCCCAGCGUCCACAAGCCCUUCCUGCCGUCCAGCUCGACGGUUCAGAAAGAGGGUGCAUUUUCACCGUCUGCAGGCAGUUUGGCGCGUACACGUCCUCCUAUCUCGCACAAGCGGUCGAGGGACGAGUUUGAAAGCGACAGCAGCUCGCUGCCAGGUUCUGAUGACUUCGCGCAUCCGUCCACGACAGCUUCGCCAGAAAGCCAGAAUGGUGCCGUCGGGAGGAUGGCUGGUGGACGUCUAGUUCCAGACAGAGACAACAGCAAUCGGGGGGCAGCGCCGACGAACGGCAAACUUCACACAAGCCACAAAAGCCUACACGACAAGGAGAACGGGGGAGAAGCCGCGCCUGGACACACCGGAUCGGGACUGCGAGGCUGGUGGGACGUGGAGUAUAGAAGACGGGACAGAGCGACAGGCGCUGGGCUGGAAAGAUCGGAGUAUGCAAGCCUGGACUUGAACGAUCUCGCACACGCACGCCUCCCCAUACCCUCAACGCCGCUGUGCAUCGCAUCAUUAUAUCGGCGGAGCCAGGGCCAAGACCGCGAUUGCGGCGACCGGCCCCGGAGACUCAGGCCGGUCCACGUCCCGCUGACGCAGCACCUCUCACUCGACGCCUACGUCUACAGCCAGGAGAGCGCGGCCGAAGCACCACCGGGCGUGGUGGUGCCGUCCGGGGCCGAGAUGGCGGCAGCCCGUGCCCGGGCUGCUGUGACGGCAUCGGUGGCAGCAUCGACGUCCUUCUCGGUCCGCCCUUCGUACAUAUACGCGCACAUCGACCCGCGGAUUCACUGGAUGCGGCCACGGCCGACCAGCUGGCACGAUGCCAAGCAGACGGAGAUCAGAGCGCGCGGUGGCCGCAAAGCCAACUUUGGCAAGGUAACCCAGCGCUUGGCCGAUCAGCGACGGCGAGAGCUGUCAAGCAGCGGAAGCGGCAGUGGAAGCGGCAGCACCACCAAUGGGGUAGCAAGCAAGACCGCCACUUGGGCUAGCAACAAGCCCAAGGGAACGGCCAGUGGAACAGCCACUAGCGUCGCCAACGGGACUGCCAAUGCCGACUGCGAUGUGGACGAGAGCGCAGACAGCAGUGUUGGAAUCGGCCUUGGUCGGACCGCUGCUAGUUCGGCCACGUCAGACAAGGACCUGCCUCCAGAGGUCCGUAGCAACAAGCAGUGGAUGAAGUUCAUAGGCCUGUUCUCUCAGCACGGCGAAGAGAGACGGAGGAAGAUGUUGCAGCAGCGAGCAGAUCGCCAAGGACAGACCGAGGCGUAG
This is a messenger RNA of Grosmannia clavigera kw1407, 1554 nucleotides long. RefSeq lists its product as uncharacterized. The record is from RefSeq and is a predicted model, not a curated record. The transcript has a single exon. Lineage: Eukaryota; Fungi; Ascomycota; Sordariomycetes; Ophiostomatales; Ophiostomataceae. The coding region runs from base 1 to 1554 and encodes 517 amino acids.